UAGGAAAGGAGCCGCGGAAACUGAAAUGAAAUGGCACCCGACCUUCUGCUAGAACCCACGACCCGAAACUUCAGUGUCACCACCGCCCGGCUGAGGAGCUUGGCUGAGCCCACACUGGAAACAGAGGACCGAGGGAGCCGAUGGAAGACAGAAAAUCAGCAGGUGUGGAGCACGAAAAUAACCCAGAGAAGGACAAGCAUGGAGCUUCCGGAAGCUGAAAAGAAGGAAGUCCUCCAGGACACGCUGAAUGAAUGUGUUUUGACACCUUCCAUUGGCCAAGAAGGGCGUGACUGCUACCAGCCUUACAGGGAUGGCACGUUCCCAUCGGAUAAACAGGAAUUCGGCUCUGCUCUGGAUGUAGCCUGUGAAUGCUCCCAUUCCAAAGGGGAUGAAACUCCACCCAGUUCCCCAGUGCACCUGUCAGGAGGCUGGGAAACGCAUUUUAGUGAAGAGUCAACCGUGAUUUUCAUUGCACGAGGAGGAAAAAGAGCCCUGAGUUCCGUUACUGGUAAUCAGGGAACGGAUUGUUGUUCUUACACUGGGUUUCUAGGCAACAUUUCUUUCUUACUGCAUCCUAUAGUAUAAAAAUUGUGAGACACUUGGAUCCAGAAGAGCGAGUAUUCAUCGAAUUCAUUCAUGUGUCUUUGUCCUCUUCUUUCUCUGGGCUCUGUUGAGGGAGGAAUGUCAACUCCAUCAGGGGCUGAUUCUCAGCUUGUCCACAAAAUGAGUGACACACACACGGGAUCCUUCUAUCUGGCUUAUGAACAUCCUAUAGCUCCACAGUCCUUCUGAUUCCUAGGUGCAUACCAGCAGAGCUUUAAAACAUCUCCCAUUACCCACACCCCAGCCCAGAAUGUUGAAAUCAAAAUCUCAAGGGAUUGGGUGACGGCAUUCACGUGAGUUCAAAGCUCAGUCAGUGUUUCUUUCA
Messenger RNA from Prionailurus viverrinus (fishing cat), 928 nucleotides. RefSeq names its product neuroblastoma breakpoint family member 11-like. Lineage: Eukaryota; Metazoa; Chordata; Mammalia; Carnivora; Felidae. The record is from RefSeq and is a predicted model, not a curated record. The transcript has 4 exons. The coding region runs from base 31 to 585 and encodes 184 amino acids.